GAGCAUGGGGUGUGGAAUCUCCUGCUCUGGAUGCUGUUUCUCUGAAGAAAGGGGUUUCAAGUAAACCUCUGAAGAGCAGGCACUUUGUGAUAGACAUCACAAAAUCCAGACAAUUUUUUAGGACAGAGUGGGUGUAACUUCAGAGGGAGUAUGUCGUGGUUAUAGGGACUCAUUGGUGAUGAACUGGUUGUUGCUGUAGGUCAGAGAUUCUCUGACUGCCCUGCAGGUGAUCGAGCAGAUGCUGGAGCAUGGAAUGCGCCUCAUUUUGUGUUCUGAUUUUAGUUUCUGUCCUAGAGAAAUGCUUGACUGGUGUCACAGUGGGGCUGUGACAUUAUCCCAGCACACAGGUAAUCCAUGCUGAAGAGGCUCCAUUCAUACAGAUGAGCCAAGGGUUGAAGCAGCACUUUAAACCCAGAUAGUCGGUCGGCUGACUGCCCAGCAGGAUGCCAUCAACCAGCCGAGCGGGCAGCCUGAAGGACCCCGAAAUUGCAGAGCUCUUCUUCAAAGAAGAUCCAGAAAAGCUCUUCACAGAUCUCCGAGAGAUUGGCCAUGGAAGCUUCGGAGCAGUUUAUUUUGCACGUGAUGUGCGCACCAAUGAAGUGGUGGCCAUCAAGAAAAUGUCAUAUAGUGGGAAGCAGUCCAAUGAGAAAUGGCAGGAUAUUAUUAAGGAAGUCAAGUUCCUCCAAAGAAUAAAACACCCUAACAGUAUAGAAUACAAAGGCUGCUAUCUGCGGGAGCAUACAGCAUGGCUUGUUAUGGAAUAUUGUUUAGGAUCAGCAUCAGACUUACUAGAAGUUCAUAAAAAGCCAUUGCAAGAAGUGGAAAUAGCAGCAAUUACCCAUGGUGCUCUCCAGGGAUUAGCAUACUUGCAUUCUCACAAUAUGAUCCAUAGAGAUAUCAAGGCAGGGAACAUCCUGCUGACAGAGCCAGGACAGGUGAAACUUGCUGACUUUGGGUCUGCUUCCAUAGCAUCUCCUGCCAACUCAUUUGUGGGGACGCCAUAUUGGAUGGCCCCAGAAGUGAUUUUAGCCAUGGAUGAAGGGCAGUAUGAUGGCAAAGUAGAUGUUUGGUCUCUUGGAAUUACCUGUAUUGAGUUAGCGGAAAGGAAGCCUCCUUUGUUUAACAUGAACGCAAUGAGUGCCUUAUAUCACAUAGCGCAGAAUGAAUCCCCUACACUACAGUCUAAUGAAUGGUCUGAUUAUUUUCGAAACUUCGUAGAUUCUUGCCUCCAGAAAAUUCCUCAAGACAGGCCUACAUCAGAGGAGCUUCUGAAGCACAUGUUUGUUCUUCGAGAGCGGCCCGAAACAGUGUUAAUAGACCUGAUUCAGAGAACAAAGGAUGCGGUGAGAGAACUGGACAACCUGCAGUAUCGUAAAAUGAAGAAACUCCUCUUCCAGGAGGCCCACAAUGGCCCUGCAGUGGAAACACAGGAAGAGGAGGAGGAACAAGAUCAUGGUGUGGGCAGGACGGGAACAGUGAACAGUGUGGGAAGUAAUCAGUCCAUUCCUAGUAUGUCUAUCAGUGCCAGUAGCCAAAGCAGUAGUGUUAACAGUCUUCCAGAUGCCUCGGAUGAUAAGAGCGAGCUGGAUAUGAUGGAGGGGGACCACACCGUGAUGUCAAAUAGCUCUGUCAUUCACUUAAAGCCGGAGGAAGAGAACUACAGAGAGGAGUCGGAUCCUCGGACAAGGGCAUCAGAACCCCAGUCUCCUCCCCAAGUAUCUCGCCACAAGUCUCAUUAUCGCAACCGGGAGCACUUUGCUACCAUACGCACAGCGUCGCUGGUGACAAGGCAAAUGCAGGAACAUGAGCAGGACUCCGAGCUCCGAGAGCAGAUGUCGGGCUAUAAACGUAUGAGAAGGCAGCACCAGAAGCAGCUGAUGGCAUUAGAGAAUAAACUGAAGGCAGAGAUGGACGAGCACCGCCUCAGGUUGGACAAAGAUCUCGAAACACAGCGUAACAAUUUUGCUGCAGAAAUGGAAAAGCUAAUUAAAAAGCACCAAGCAGCCAUGGAAAAAGAGGCUAAAGUGAUGGCCAAUGAAGAAAAGAAGUUUCAACAGCAUAUUCAGGCCCAACAGAAAAAAGAAUUAAACAGUUUCCUGGAGUCCCAGAAGAGAGAAUAUAAACUCCGUAAAGAGCAGCUGAAAGAGGAGCUGAAUGAAAACCAGAGCACUCCAAAGAAGGAGAAGCAGGAGUGGCUCUCCAAGCAGAAGGAGAACAUCCAGCAUUUCCAGGCAGAAGAGGAGGCCAACUUACUGAGGCGUCAGAGGCAGUACUUGGAGCUGGAGUGUCGCCGCUUCAAGAGACGGAUGCUCCUGGGCCGCCAUAACCUGGAGCAGGACCUGGUUCGGGAGGAGCUAAACAAAAGGCAGACACAGAAGGACCUGGAGCACGCCAUGCUGCUGCGUCAGCACGAGUCCAUGCAGGAGCUGGAGUUCCGCCAUCUCAGCACCAUCCAGAAGAUGCGCUGCGAGCUGAUCCGGCUGCAGCACCAGACUGAGCUCACCAACCAGCUGGAGUACAACAAGCGCCGGGAGCGGGAGCUGCGGCGCAAGCACGUCAUGGAGGUCCGGCAGCAGCCCAAGAGCCUGAAGUCAAAAGAACUACAGAUAAAGAAGCAGUUUCAGGAUACAUGCAAGAUCCAAACCAGACAGUACAAAGCACUGAGAAACCAUCUGCUGGAGACCACGCCAAAGAGUGAACAUAAAGCUGUCCUCAAACGGCUCAAGGAGGAGCAGACCCGGAAGCUGGCUAUCCUGGCUGAGCAGUAUGAUCACAGCAUUAAUGAAAUGCUCUCUACACAAGCUCUGCGUUUGGAUGAGGCACAGGAAGCAGAGUGCCAGGUUUUGAAGAUGCAGCUGCAGCAAGAAUUGGAGCUACUGAACGCAUAUCAGAGUAAAAUCAAGAUGCAGGCAGAAGCCCAGCAUGAUCGGGAGCUGCGUGAUCUUGAGCAGAGGGUGUCCCUGCGCCGGGCCCUCCUGGAGCAGAAGAUUGAGGAGGAGAUGCUGGCGUUGCAGAACGAGCGCACCGAGCGGAUACGAAGCCUGCUGGAGCGUCAAGCUCGCGAGAUCGAAGCCUUUGACUCAGAAAGCAUGAGGCUAGGUUUUAGUAAUAUGGUUCUUUCUAAUCUCUCCCCCGAGGCGUUCAGCCACAGCUACCCGGGAGCUUCUGGCUGGUCCCACAAUCCUACUGGGGGUGCAGGACCUCACUGGGGUCAUCCCAUGGGUGGCCCACCGCAAGCUUGGGGCCAUCCAAUGCAAGGUGGACCCCAGCCAUGGGGUCACCCCUCGGGGCCCAUGCAGGGGGUACCUCGAAGUAGUGCUAUAGGGGUCCGCAACAGCCCCCAGGCUCUGAGGCGGACAGCUUCUGGGGGACGGACGGAGCAGGGCAUGAGCAGGAGCACAAGUGUUACUUCACAAAUAUCCAAUGGUUCACACAUGUCUUAUACAUAACUUAAACAAUAACUGAGGGUGGCAAUUCCACUGGAGCUGUCUGCCAACAGAAACUGCCUACAGACACCAGCCCAGCAGCCUCCUCAGUGCGGUGCUGACGUGUGGAAGCUGGGUGCACAUGGAAUAUUGUAUUCAUUUUGUAAAGCAUUACGUUUUGUGUUUACUAACUGGGAUGUCAUAGUAUUUGGCUGCAGGGUUUGGGGGGGUGGUUUUUGGUUUUUUUUUGUUUUGUUGUUGGUUUUUUGUUUUGUUUUUUUUUACUUUUUGGAGGGGUCUUGGGAGGGCGUCUGAGAAAUAUAUGCAAUUAGUCAGAAGAGUUGGCUGGUGGUCAUCACACUGACAGGACAGAAGGGCCUUAGACUGCCCUCAUCAUGCCAUCCAUGUAGGAAGUCUGAGGGAGAAUGGAGACCUCCUCCCAUGUCCAUAAAUUUCGAUCUGCCACCCUGCAAAAACCAGGCGAGCUGCCUUUAAACCAACAUCCAGGGGAGGAACAGCUGGAUCUUCUGUUCCAUUUUUAGUUGUCAUUAAAUUGGAUUAAUUUCUAGGGUAAUGCCUCUGCCAAGAGGCACUUUCAAAGAGUUGUAGGUGAGGAAGAAGGUGAGAAGAGAGGCCAAGAGACACCAGGGCUCCACAGGGCCCUUCUACCCAAGUGCCCGCUCCGUGUCAUGUAAGAAGUGAUUGACGUUCUCUCAGAAAGCACUGGUCAGCUUCCCGAGAACUCUGUAGGUAAACCUGUCUGGAGGGAACAGGCUAGGAAUGUUUGAAAUUGUCUGUCUGCUUUGGCACUCCCUGACUGUGCUGCUGGUAGCUCAGAUGAGGUUGGGCAGAGGAGCGCAAGUAAUGCACUUGUACAGCUAAUACUGUGACAUCUCAUUUUAGCUAAGCAUCAGAAUAAUUCUUGGAGCCCAGCAUAGUCCUUUUUGCUCCAUUCAGAAAUGUUUAGACUUUCAGCCAAUCAGUCUCAAAUGCCAGAGGUGUUCUGAAGGAUGCCAUAGUCACAAAAUGCCAUUGAUCGGGUUUUUCAUUAUUACACUACAUCCACCAAUUUAUUACCUUUUUGGCUUGUUGCAAUUUCCUGUUUACAUGUAGCGUGUAGCCAACUGUUGAAAUGUUUAGUUGCCAUGGUGUACCAGGAGGAGCUGAGCCAAUGACUCUUUCCCAGCUGAUGACUAACCCACAUCACCACUGUAGAUCUUGCUGCAUGUGAGGCUCCUUUUUUAUUAUUUUCAUUGCUGCAAUACUUCACAACUUUUACAGUCCCUUGAGAUGCUGUGAUAUUUCGGCAGCGUAUCACACCAUGAGAGAAGGCACUACUUCCAGAGGGCUCACUGGAGCUGCUGUACUACUGAAAGGAAGCAAAGGAGGUUGUGAAAUCCAUACAGUGAUAAAAGGUCAGGGAGUCUCAUAACUGAAUGACUUUGUGGCAUCGUGUCAUCCCUUAGUGCUGGGAACCAGAGAUGCCCCCAUGCUCUCGUGCCAGUGCCAGGAUUCCUGGGUCAGCCAGAACUGUGGGAAGAACAGGUAGAUGAAGUUUGGUUUGAGGCAAAGAUUUCUGUCUUGGGGACUGACCAGCCAGGGUUCUUUGUAAAUGUUUUCCCUUGCACACUAAUCAUCUUGAAGAAAACACUAGCUGCUAACUCUAGGAUUUGCCUUUAAUAUGUUUAUAGGGCUCAAAAGCGAGGUUUUCCGAAUGUGUUUGUCCAUGUGACAUAUUUAUAUAGUAAAUAGUGUCUCGCUGCUGUUCAGUACUCGACAGGGCGGCGUUCUUUCAUUAGCUAAAUUAACAUCCACUCCCAAUCCUUAACUCUCUGCCAGUGUCUGGUGAAUCCAGCUGGGAUUUCUAGCAUCUUGACAUAGCGUAUCACUCUAAUUGAAGAUGGAAACUCUACCAAAAUAUGUUUGAGCAGCCCCUUAGGAAGGAGUUUUGUAGUACUAACAGUUGACAGAAGCCUGGGAUGAGAUGUGGGUCCCAUGGAAGUGCCUCUGGAUGCUCCUGGGGGCAAGUGGUGACUGUGAAUUGUCCUGUCCUUUCCUCUGCUAUGUUUUUAUGUGGAAUUGGAUGUUUUGGGGUCACUCUUUUGCAUUGCAGUGUUGUUGAAAUGCAGCGAAAUUCAUUUAGGAGAGGUACCUGUGUUUUCCUAAGUUUGGAAGGAGAGACAAACUGAAAUGAGAGGCCAAAAUUAUGUUGGGGUUCACCAUGUGAGUGUGGAGGGUGUGCCCAGAGCAUGGUGCUAACACAGCAUUUUGAGUUCAGCUCCUCUAUCCCAAACAGCAGCAGCUACAGUGGAGACAGGCUAUACCUGCAAGUUCAGUGGGUUCAUUCUUCUGCUUCUGUUAUGGUUUGAAUUUGGUCAAAGUCUCUGGCUUAAAUUGAGCUACUUCAACAGAAUUCUCUCAACACAUCUCUUUGUGUAAUGUCAAGCAUGACUGAAUGCUGAAUCCAAAUGAUGGCUAUCCCAUAUUGGCUUUUUUGUAUUCAAAAAGAAUUGUGUAGUAACCAUUUUUACAUGUAUAUCAUGUGCAGACCUGGACUAUUCCAACAAGUUAAUAUUUUAAUUAAAAUAGUUUGCAAAAACUGA
Molecule: messenger RNA, 6028 nt
Organism: Catharus ustulatus (Swainson's thrush)
Lineage: Eukaryota; Metazoa; Chordata; Aves; Passeriformes; Turdidae
Gene: TAOK1
Product: TAO kinase 1
Exons: 20
Coding region: 444-3449 (1001 amino acids)
Biological process (GO): execution phase of apoptosis; protein phosphorylation
Molecular function (GO): ATP binding; protein kinase activity
Source: RefSeq, a predicted model, not a curated record